Marmota flaviventris (yellow-bellied marmot) is the source of this 1668-nucleotide messenger RNA. The record is from RefSeq and is a predicted model, not a curated record. NCBI's taxonomy places the organism in Eukaryota, Metazoa, Chordata, Mammalia, Rodentia, Sciuridae.
AUGAAUGUCCAGAUAUUCCAGAGACAGAGAACAGAGAACUGCCAGAUCCUGGAUGGGGAGACCUGGCUGGGCUGGGAGUGGGUGGUGGCUGCUGGCUGGGGGGGGUGGUGGCUGGUGGAGCUGUGUGCCUCCUUCAGAGACCUGCUGGCCUUCUUCUGCUCCAAUGCCGCCAACCAUGGCAUGGUCUGCCUGGUCUGCUCCUGCUGGAGCCAUCUCAAGACUACCUCCUGGGGGCUGCUGCUUCUGGGCACCCUGGGGGUGCUCUGCUGGCAGCUUGGGCUCCUGCUGGAGCAGUACCCAGUCAUCAUGACAGUGUCCGUGCGCUCAGAACGCAAGCUCUUCUUCCCUCAGUCACCCUGUGACACCUUCUCCCUGAGCACACCGAGCCCUACUGCGUGCCAUCUGGAGGUGCUGGACACUUUUGCCCAGGAGAACAUCUGCUCCCUAUACAAGUACAACUUCACCCAGGGCAGCAAUGUCCCCCCUGCCAGUGUUUCUGGCCCCAAGCCCCCCAUCCAGCUCCAUGGGAUCCAUCUGCCAGUGGAUGAGGCACCUGAGUGGUACCGCUUCCACUACAUGGACGUCCUGGCCCUACUGCCCACUGCCUGGGAGGAUGGCCAGCACAGCAAUCGUGGCCACAUCAUCUUGUCUUGCCACUAUGACAGCAAGGACUGCCAGGUCUGGCACUUCCAGAUGUCCCACCACCCCACCAACGGCCGCUGCCACACCUUGAAGGGUGUGUGGGCCGCACGGCACCCAGGUAUCACCCACGGUAUCAGUCUGGUCCUCAGGACUGAGCUGCAGCAGUAUCUCACGCUGCUGUCCACCCAGGCUGGUAUCAAGGUCAUGGUUCAUGGGCACAACCACACGCUCUUAUUAGAGCACCAGGAUUUCAGUAUCUGGCCAGGGAUGGAGACCACAGUUGACAUCCAAGAGGCGGGCGUGCUUGGGGACCCUCUGGGCCCACCACCCUGGGGGCCUGGGGGGCAGGAGGGCGUGGCCAUGCCGCUACUGUACAACACCUCCUACACCAGGCUGGUGAUCCUGCCUUCCUUCCAGAAAGUGAUAGUGGAGACCUGCUCCUGCGCCUACCACCUCUACCCACUGCCUGCGGGAGCUCAGUCCUGCAGCCACGAAGCACCCAGUCUGGGUCACUGCUUCUACCACCUCCUCCAGGACCUGGAAACAUACUAGCUGUCACGCGCCUCCUGCUGUCCCAGGUCCUGCAGGGAGUCUUCAUACAAGCUCUCUGCGGGGACCUCUAGGUGGCCUUCAGCCAAUAGCAGUGUGGCCAAGGUGAAUAUCUUCUACCAGGAACUCAACUACCAAAUGGUGGGUGAGGCACCCGUGUACUCUAUUCCCCAGCUGCUCUCAGCCAUGGGCAGCCUCUGGAGCCUGUGGUUUGGCUCAUCAGUCCUCUCUGUUCUUGAACUGCUGGAGUUGCUGCUGGACACCAUGGCCCUAGCCUUCCUGCUGGGCCUCUAUCGGCUCUGCAGAGCAUGGGUGUCCCAGCCUGGCGCCAGCACUGCCUCGGGGCCAGCCCAUACCAGUACUGAAGCCCGGGGACUGCAGGCAUACCUGCAGAGUUCCAGAGGGAACAGCUGUGUUUCACUUUUACACAGUGUCCCAGGAGCACUGGAAGGAGUUUUGGCAGAAGAGAUAGGCUGA